Messenger RNA from Meloidogyne enterolobii, 1890 nucleotides. The record is from the annotation of a GenBank genome assembly. Lineage: Eukaryota; Metazoa; Nematoda; Chromadorea; Rhabditida; Meloidogynidae.
UUCAACUUUUUUUUAUAAAUUUCAAUUUCUUUUUCAGGCUCCUUUGCUGUUGUAGCCCUAAUGAGUAAUGUUGCAAUGAAUAGAUUAUUUGACGCUAGGAGAGAAUUGUUUAACAAUUUUAAUAAUGCUUCAGAUUUAAAUACUUCCCCUCUUUCCCCUAUAAUUGUUUCUUCAACACUAGCUUGCUGCAUUGGUCUAGUUACUUUAGCAAUGGGGAUUUUAAGGCUUGAUAUGAUUAGCACUUAUUUUUCUGAUCAAGUAGUUGCUGGUUUCACUACGGGUGCUUCUGUUCACGUUUUUGCUGCUCAACUAAAAUUUAUUUUUGGACUUUCUAGGUUACCGGCGAGGUCUGGGGCUGGGAAUUUAAUUAUGAAAUUUUAUGAUAUUUGCAAAAGAAUUCCUCAAAUACACAUUCCAACCUUUACAGUUUCUUUUUUAAAUCCUUUGCUAAAGAAGAAUUUUAAAUUAAAUGUUCCCAUCCCCUUUGAAUUAUUUUUAAUGGUCCUCGGCACUUUUUUGUCCUUUUUAUUUCAUGGACAUUCCAAAUUUGGACUGGAAAUUGUUGAUCAUAUCCCUGCAGGAAUUCCAACUCCGAUAUUGCCUGAUUUAACGUUGUUGCCUGAAUUGCUUCCGGAUGCGAUUGCUAUUGCUGCUGUGGUUAUGGCCGUUCAUAUUUCCUUAGCAAAAAUCAUUGCAAAAAAGAAGUGUUAUCGUGUUGAUCCUGGACAAGAGCUUUUUGCCCUCGGAUUUUCCUCAACCCUUUCUUCCUUCUUCCCAGUCUAUCCCGUCUCUUGUUCACUCGGUAGAACUUUGGUUAAUGUCGAAGCUAACACAAAAACUCAGCUUUCCACAAUUUUUUCUUGUACUUUUUUGGCUGCCGUAAUUCUUUAUUUUGGCCAAUGGCUUCGGACAUUGCCUAUGGCAUGCAUUUUUCGCAAGAUUGCCGACUUGCGAAGACUUUGGCCUCUUUCUCGAAUUGAUUUUUCAAUUUGGCUAGUUAGUUUUGUUUCGACUGUAUGUUGGGAUGUUAGUCAAGGAUUGGUUAUUUCUAUUGGGUUUGCUUUACUCACUACAGUUUUCCGUACCCAAUGGCCUCGUUGGCAUUUUUUGGCAAAUCUUUCCGGUACAAACGAUUUUCGAGAUGCAGAACGAUACGAGCUUAUACACACUUUUCCUGGAAUUUGUAUUUUUCGAUUUGAUUCGCCUCUACUUUUUACAAAUGUUGACAAUUUUAAAGAAACAAUUCACAAAGCUUUUCAACGUUGGAAACGUUAUCAGGGAGCUCAACUUGGAUUGCAUGUUGUGGGGAGUACUUUAAGGUUAAGACAAACAACUUCAACUCCUUCACUUCAAAUAUUUACAAAACUGGGUUCAAAUGGAAUUGUUGUCCCCGCUAAUUUGUCACCUAAAUCAAACUUGCAGCGAAAACGGGAUGAUGAUGAACAUAACCAGAAUGAACGUCAACCGGAAGAUGAAAAUAAUGAAACAAAAACUGAAGCAUUUUCUCAAAGUUUUGAAAAUCAAAAAACUUUGGAAAAAAUUGGUUCCUUUGACAGUCCCCAACAUUUACAUUUUAUAGUAGAUUGUUCUGGUUUUACUUUUGUUGAUUGUAUGGGGGUUAAUGCUUUGAAGGAGAUUUUUACUGAAAUGCGUCAACAACGUGUUAGAGUAUAUUUUGCAGCGGCUAAAGCCCCAGUUCGCGAUUUAUUCGAAAAAUGCGGAUUUUAUGAAUAUGUCCCAAAACGCAAUUUUUACCCAACAAUUAGAGAUGCUGUUGCUAUUGCUAGAAUGAGAAGGAACGCUUCUUCACAAAAUUUAUUGGACGAAUCAGUUAUUCAUCGUGUAUAUGAUGAAAUUGAAACAAUGCAGAUAACACAACCAGAACAAUAA